AAAUGAAAAUAGCGCGAAAUAUUUUUGUUACAGGUUUUUGUUUUAAUAAAUUGUAAGAAACUGGCUGUGGAUCAAAUAUCUUGGCAAACAAAUACUUAAAACGACAAAUUCUAUAAGCAAGUAUACACAAGCGCUACGGGAACACUAAAAUUUAUUGGAGCUCUGUGAUGUAACAUUGAUUUGUUGUGGAAAGCAUGUUAAAAACACAAAUACUGCGCUGCAUAUGCAGCAAACGCAACAGUCUGCGCCUAGUCCGUGGUUUCCAUCACGAGUUUAGCAAACCAGAGCAAACUACAUCGACGGAUGGAAAUAAAACCGAACAGAAAGAAGCUAAGCCAACUUUUGCCAGCGGCGUACAAAAUAAAUAUAAAAUAUUUCGCGAUGAGGAGGCUUUAGAAAUCUUUGAUGUGGAGGAGGCGCGCUAUCAACAGCAAGAGUUGCCUGCGGCAGCUGAACAGGAUCAGUAUGAGGGACUCAAUCUAAAGCGCGGCGUGCGUGGUGUCUUUGACAUAGAGGAUCUAGUUCAGCUGCUGCGCAAGGAAAAUGUUGAUGAUAUAUUUGUCUGCUAUGUGCCAGAAGAGCUAAAGUAUGUGGAUCAUCUGGCAGUCUGCAGCGCCAGAAGCUAUCGGCAUAUGCUCUCCACGGCGGAGUUUGUGCGCCGCAUAUUUAAAAUCAAACGCAGCAAAGGUGAUCUGCUGCCACGCAUCGAAGGCGAAAAGAGCAGAGAUUGGAUGGCCAUGGAUUUGGGUAACAUAGCUUUACAUAUAUUCUCGCCACAAGCACGUGAGCAUUACGAUUUGGAAUCGCUUUGGGCCAUAGGCUCGCAAUACGAUACGGAAAGUCAAAAACCGCAGAAUCCCUAUGGUGAUAUAUUUACAGCCAAACAACCAUCGACGUAACUAUAAUUGUUAAAUUAAAGG
Messenger RNA from Drosophila busckii, 920 nucleotides. RefSeq names its product 312 (gene RsfS312). Gene Ontology annotation, cellular component: mitochondrion. Gene Ontology annotation, biological process: negative regulation of translation; negative regulation of ribosome biogenesis. The record is from RefSeq and is a predicted model, not a curated record. The transcript is spliced from 2 exons. Lineage: Eukaryota; Metazoa; Arthropoda; Insecta; Diptera; Drosophilidae. Gene Ontology annotation, molecular function: ribosomal large subunit binding. The coding region runs from base 195 to 899 and encodes 234 amino acids.